GCAGCGGCAGAAGGAGAGGGCUCUCCAUGUCGGUUCAGUGAGCUCACGCACGUCGAACACUCAUCAACGCAACGGAGCCGCGGCGCGGUACCCGUCGACGUCCAAAAAUGGCGUUCCCCGCGGCGUAGCUCGCCGACGACCGCCAAGUCCGCGCAGCCGGUGCCCGCCGACGUCGUCGUGAUCCGCGCUCUCGAGCCCGCCGAGCGACCUGCUGCAUCCGGUGGACCUGGCAGCGGCCGCCACUACGAGGAAGAACCGACGUACUCGAGAAUGCAGUCGACCGAACAGCUGCGACCAGAGCAGCUGGUGGGCCUGGUGGCCCGCUCGGCUGAGGGAACGGCCGCCAAGGGGAUGCCGAUCAAGGGCCACGAGGAUCUCUGGGUGGAGAUUCAGGCCAACACGUUCCGCAACUGGGUGAACGAACACCUGAAACACGCCGGCGACAUAGGCGGCGGCCCCGUGCUAGACCUCGCCGAGGACUUCAGGGACGGCACUCGUCUCUGCGCCUUGGUCGAGGUGCUCACGCAACGCCGACUGCCGCGAUGGAACCCGAGACCGGCGAACCAGCACCACCACCUGGAGAACGUGUCCACGGCGCUGCAGGCCAUCGAAGCCGACGGCGUGAAGCUCGUCAAUAUCGGUAACGUGGACAUCGUGAACGGCAACCUGAAGCUGAUCCUCGGUCUGAUAUGGUCGCUCAUUGUGCGCUAUCAAAUAGGCAAAUCCAAGUUCCCGCCGAGGAAGCUCAUGCUCGCAUGGCUCAAGGCUGUCCUGCCGGAAUGCAGAGUCAACAACUUCACGACCGACUGGAACUCCGGCGUGUACCUGAGCGCGCUUCUGGACUACUGCAAGCCGGGUCUGUUCCCUCACUGGCGACAGCUCGAUCCGAACGACAGCGUGUACAACUGCCGCAAGGCCAUGGAGAUGUCGAAACGGGAGUUCGACAUUCCCAUAGUGCUAGAGCCGGACUACCUCGCUUCGCCGUACCUGGACGAGCUCUCGGGAAUGACCUACUUGUCGUACUUUAUGAAGGAGGGCUCGCCGGGCUUCCAUGCAACACUACGAUGGGUCAAUUCGCAAUUAUCACAUACCUCGAUACGGAACUUCACGACGGACUGGAACGACGGCAGAGCUCUGUGCGGUGUUGUCCGAAACUUGGGCGGCCCGGCGCCACCCUACGAGAAACUCGACAUCGACCCUUCCGCUUGGGAACACAAUUUACAAAUGGGUAUCGACGGCGGCAAGAAACUGGGCGUGGAGCCUAUUCUGAAAGCGAAAGAUAUGGCGGACCAGAAUGUAGAGCAUUUAGGCGUAAUGGCAUACGCCGCGUACUUUCAGUGGGUGAAGCCUCGCCCUCAGGCGAGCCAGCAGAUUGCCGUGCACAUCGACAGCACAUCCGCUCGGGCGCAACAGCCGGCACACUUCAAGCUAGAGAUGCUGACCAAAGAUGUAAACGCAAGGGAGGUGCGCGGCGAGAUCAUCAGCCCCAGCGGACGCGUCGAGUGCAGGCUCGCGUGGAACGGAGUGCACGGCAAAGGCACCUUCGUGCCUGCGGAAGUCGGCAUGCACAAGCUAAUGGUGUACAACGACGGCGAGCUGGUGAACGGGUGCCCCUAUUACUUCAGGGUUUUACCGCCGCUAACGAAAAUCAAAUCUCCGGGCAUGGAUCCUUGCGCCAUAGGAUCUAUCGUCGAGGUUCUAGUCAAUAGUUACGGAACUAGUCAUGAUGGUAUCGACGUGACCGCGUGGUCACCCACCGGCAGGUCACUGCCGUGUCCUGUCAAGGAAAACGACGGUGUGCACACGGCAACUUUUCAGCCCGACGAGACGGGGGAGUGGAGCAUCGCGAUAACGCACAAAGGAAAUCACAUACAAGGCGGCCCCUUCACCUGCUUCGUGUUCGACCCGAACGGAAUCAAGCUCUUGGACACCGACGGCGCCAUGCCCGGACAGCCAUUUUCCUUCAUCGUCGACGCGAGAGGGACUGGCGGGCUUGGUGAUGUGAUCAUCGACAUAGUGCACGACAAGCAGUCAGUGGCCUAUAGAAUGGAAGACUUUGGUCACAUGCAAUAUCGCGUCUCCUUCGUUCCCGGCGACGCCGGCAAGUACAGGGUGUACGUGUACUUCAACGGCUCGGAUGUCCGCGGUUCGCCGUUCUCCAUACGAGUGGGCACGCAGAAGGGCUCCAGGCGAUCGAAGGAGUCCACGUCUAGCCUGGAGCGAUCCAAGGUGUCGUCUCUGGAGCGACGAAUGAACGGGCUGAACAUCUCCGCGACGGAGAGGUCCAGUCCGACCCAAAAGAUCUACACGUCCACCGCGUACAAGUCCAUCAGCCCGACGCAGCGCGGUUAUUCGCCCGUCCAUCAGACCAGCCCGACCUAUAAGACGUCCAGUACUACCAAUUACGUCAACGAGAACUCUAGCAGCUCGAUGUACCACAGCAGCAGUUCCCUCAACCGCACCCGUUCGCCAAACCUCACUCACAGCCCUGUGCAAAGAAACGUGCAUAGCCCGUCGGUACUGAAGGAGACGAAAGAGAUAUAUAGUGGCAACAGCAACUCGUACAAUCAGCACUCGAGAUCACCGAAUCUGCAGAGUCCCAGCUUCAUCAAGGAGUCCAAGGACAUCUACUCGUCCAGCACGCUCAACAGAUCACGUUCGCCGACCAUGAGCCCGACCGCGGCGCUUGGCUCGCGUCAUUCGCCCAUCAUCAAGGAGUCCAGGAACAUCUACAGUUCAGGAUCCCUCCAGAGAUCGCGCUCGCCGACCCGCAGCCCGAUGAUGUACCGAAGCGCUACGCAGAGCCCGGUGAAUCGCAGCUUCAGUCCGCGCAGCGGCGACAAAGACAACGGCGUCGUGGACACCAGCAGCAACGUGCGAGUGUCGUCGAUGGUCGGCGGCACUUCCAGGCGAGACUCCUGGGACGCGAUCGCUAAGACGCGCUCGUUGCUGUCGUACGGCAGUUUGGAAUCCUUGGCGAAUCUGACGAACAAUUCGCCGACCGGUGACAACAUCGGCGCCGGCGCCGGCAGCCCGAAUAACUUCCUUAACAAUAAUUACAAGAACGCACAGAGCUAUUCCUCCUCCACCGCCACGACUACCACCGCCACCACCACCACUGCUGUCAGCAGCAGCACGAAGAACACGACGUCGCACACUGCGACGAGUUACUCGACCCUCCAGAAAUCAUCGAGUCCCGACUAUGGCGCCGGACAAAAGUACAGCAACGAUGGUCAGCAGAAUACACGCACGCAUGGUAUCUUGAAGAACAAGAACAACAACUACUACAGCAACAACAAGAGCGUGGACACGACGGACGCGGCCGUGCACGAUCGCUAUCUGAAUAACGGCGGUUCCGUUUACGUGUCGACGCCUGUAUCGUCCGGCAAAAGUCCGCUUGUCGCCACCGGAAGCGCGCUGGAGACGCUGCCGGUGCACCGGCCGACCACUUUCAGCAUCGCCUCCGCCGUGGAUCCCAAUAAGGUGUCCGUCACCGUGACCGGUCCGAGCGGCAAGAGCGUGCCGGUGCAAAGGUCGAAGCUGCGAGGCUUGACGUACACGAUCACCGCCGAAGAAGUCGGCGAGCACGUGAUCCAAGUCUUGGUGAACGGCCAGCAUAUCAAGGGAUCCCCCUUCAGGUCGCAGGCGUACAACGCCCGAGCUAUACAAGUUGGGAAUAUCCCGAACGGAGUGGUGAACCAGCCGGUGGAAUUCGAAAUCGACGGGUCGAGAGCCGGCUCCGGGAACUUGGAGAUCCUCGUGAACGGAGGACAUGUUACCAGUUUCGUGAGAGCGCUAGGCAGUCAGCGUUUCUUGGCAUCGUUCGUGCCACAUGAAGCGGUCACACAUUUAGUGGAAAUGACGUUCAACGGCGAAGUCAUUCCUGGAUCACCUUGGCGAGUCGGCAUAAUGCCUGCACCGAAGAUGUCAGUGAUCGGUGACUCCAUCAGGCUGGUCCCUGCUGGUAGCCCUGCCCUCUUCGAGUUGUCCGCGUUAGGUUUCAGGAGCAAUGAGAUCGACGUGCAGAUUAUAACACCCUCGAAGAGGCAUAUUCCCGCGAGGAUCGACGAGGAGCCAGGACGAUCCGGCGAAUUUCGUGUCGAGUUCACGCCGACCGAAGUAGGCAGUCACCUCGUGGAAGUCAGCAUCGCGGGACAAAAGCUACCGGCGGGACCACUCGUCGCCAAGGUUUACAACAGCAGUUUGAUCCAGGUUACUGACGUACCUAGCGCCGUGGUCGGUCAUGCCUGUCAAUUCAGAGUGGAUGCUAGCGCUGCUGGGGAAGGCCAGCUGGAGAUCUCCAUAAACGAGGGCGAAGUGCCCAAUCACGUGCAAGUAGUGGGUGGUGGCCGUUGCCUCGUAUCCUUUACGCCCGAAGUCGCAAAAUCACAUUAUAUCGACAUCAAGUUCAACGGAGAAGCGGUACGCGGGUGUCCGUUCGUCUGCAAUGUCUCGGACACGAGCAGAGUCACGUUGAGUUUGAAUCAUCUGGAACUGAUCCCCGUCGAUCAGCCCGCCAGCUUUCACAUGGGAGUCGAUGGAAGCGGAAGCGCGGAGCUCGCGGUUUCCGUAAGGGGACCGAGCAGCGAACUGCCGGUUAAAGUGACCGGUGAUAUAAGCAGCGGCUUCACCGCGGAAUUCAUACCGAGGGACGUAGGCGUACACUCAAUUAGCGUGGAAUAUAACGGCUAUCCCGUGAACGGCACACCAUUCUUAGCUAAGGCUUUUAACGCGGACAAAGUGUUAAUUGGACCAGUAGCCAGAGGCAGUGUCGGCCAACCAACUCACUUUACUGUCGACGCGAGUCAAGCUGGUGAAGGGAACCUGGAGAUCACGAUAUCGGCUCGCGGCCAGAAUAUACCAACGCAAGUGACGCCGCAAGGAAACGCACGCUUCUCCGUCAGCUUUGUGCCGUUCGAGGCGUGCGAGCAUGUUAUCAACAUCGCCUUCAACAAGAAGACGGUGCCAGGCUGCCCCAUAGUGACGCGCGUGGGUAGCGAUAGCCAUGUAACUGUGAGUGGACAGGCAUUAAGCAGCGCUGGAUUAGGACGGCAAAGCUAUCUUACCGUCAGUAACGUUGCCGGUAGCUUGGAGGAUUUAGAAGUUAACGUUGAAGGGCCCAAUGGACAGGCCGUACCCGCUCAGGUCACUGACAACAAAGACACAACAUGCAGCGUGGCCUUCACACCGAGAGUCGUCGGAGAGCACCGUAUAUCGGUGAGCCAUCGGAAUAUUCCGGUGGUUGGCAGCCCCUUCAGCUGUAAAGUGUACGACGUCACCGCGAUCAAGGUGAAGGAUGCUAAACGAGGCGUCAUUGGUAUGCCCGUGACUUUCUUGGUCGAGACUAGUCAGGCGGGACCAGGAAACCUCGAGGUCACCGUGAACGGCGGACGAGUACCAACGUCGGCACAGGCUCAGGGUCCUCAUACCUACGCAAUCUCGUUCACCCCGCGCGAACCGAUCGUGCACACUGUGGACUUGCGGUUCAACGGGGAGGACGUGCCUGGCAGUCCGUUCAGUUGUCAGGUCAGCGAUACCGCGAAAGUACUGAUAACCGAGGGACUCGAGAAAGUAUCUGUGAAUCGUGUCGCGACCUUUACAAUAGAGGCUGACGCGUCUCUGGGGACACCGGUUGUCGAGGUGCUCUCUCCUACCAGAGAGAGUUUACCUGUGCACAUCAAGCAAAAUAGUCACGGCACCUAUACCGCUGGAUUUACACCGAAAGACGUCGGCGAUCACAGUGUCGAGGUGAAACUUAACGGCUCACACGUGGAAGGAAGCCCGUUCCUCGUCAAAGCCUACAACGCUGACAAAGUUAAGGUGACGGAUAUAAACAGCGGGAUUGUUGGAAAGCCUGUAUUUUUCAGCAUCAAUGCCAGUCAAGCUGGAGCUGGGAACUUAGAAAUCAUAGUCGCGGUGAACGGCAAGAAUGUUCCAAAUUAUGUGCAAAGCGAGGGCAACGCUAAGUUUAGGGUCAACUUCAAGCCGCAAGAAGCUGCUGUGCACAGUCUCAGCGUUCGCUUUAACGGAGAGCCGGUUCCUGGUUCACCGUUCAGCUGCAAAGUAGUGAGCGCUGGUCAAGCGGUGCUCUCUGGACACAACUUGAAGAUGAACGCUGUGAAGCGACUGGUGUCCUUCACUGUGGAUCCACAGUCUCCGUCAACAAACUGUGACGUCAUCGCAACGCCGCCGUCGGGUAUCGCUCUACCCAUCACUAUCGAGCCCAUCGACGGCAAGUACAACGUGAGCUUUGUGCCUACGGAGGUCGGCAGACACAACAUCAGCGUCUUGAUAGACGGCGAAUCGAUCAAAGGGUCUCCGUUCGCGUGUAAUAUUUAUGACGUGACAAAGGUCCACGUGUCAGGUCUCAUGGAAGCGUUACUAGGUCAAGCGACCACGUUCACCGUCGACGCCGCGGAAGCCGGCGAAGGAACUCUCGAACUAGUGGUGAGCACGGAGAACAACACGGUUAAAGCCGAGGUCGUGGCCUGCGCGCGUGGACUGUACGAUGUCACGUUUGUGCCGCAAACGACGAGCGCUCACUACGUUAACAUCAGCUUCAACGACGACAAUGUUCCAGGGAGCCCGUUCAAAUGUCCUGUUAUUAGUGGUAUGUUACAUGGUCCAUCGAUGGUUCGAGUUGGUAAUACGGCUUAUAUCGACCUGGAUAUGUCCGACUUGAAUGGUCCUGUAGCGGCGGAAGUCACCGGCCCGGACGGUAUAAUCAUUCCAUGCACGUUAACGAAAUUGUCGUCCAGUUUGUACCGCGUGGAAGUUCGAACGCGGCAAGUAGGGACUUACAGCAUAAUAUUCAACGACGGGCACAAGAUGGUCAGUUCGCAGACGCUUCAAGCUUUCGAUCCGAGCAAAGUUUCCAUCAAGGAAGUAGCAGACGUAGUUUGCCAUCGACCCGGAACUAUUUUGGUCGUCGCGUCGAAGGAAGCCGGUCCCGGCAAAUUGGCCGUUAACGUGCGCGCCGGUGGUGCUGACGUGGACAGUUUGGUGAGGGAGGGAGACAACGGUGUCUACGAGAUUGUGUUCCAUCCUACACGCGCCGCGCCUCAUAGAGUUCACAUCAAGUACAACGAGGUCCAUAUCCCAGGGAGUCCAUUGGACGUGACAGUGCGCGGUCCUACCGGAGGGCGAGAAGUUACGGCAACAGGACUAGGCUUGUAUCAGUCAUGCGUCGGGAAAGUGACGUCGUUCACGAUCGAGACCCUUGGACGCCCUGGCAAGGAGUUCGACGUCGUCAUCAGCGGUCCGCAGGGUAACGCCGUGCCUGUACGUUGCUAUCAGCAUCGCGACGGCAACCUGCUCGCCGAGUUCACGACGAAUUCCGUCGGCACAUAUAAGAUCGACGUGUUGCAAGGGGCAAAGCCUGUGUUGGGUUCGCCGUUCUUUUGCCAGGCCUUCGACGCCGCCAAGGUGAAGCUUCAAGAGUUGGGCCCCAUGACGAUUUCAGUUCAUGACCACAUCGCCUUCAAACUGAUGAAAGCCGACGCCGGCAUGGCCGAUUUGGACGUGACGGCGACGAGUCCAACGGGCCAGGAGAUUCCACUACAAGUGACUCCGCUCAACGACGGUGCCGAGAUGAUCGAGUUCUCACCCAGCGUGCCCGGUACUUACAUGAUCAACGUCACCUACGGCGGAUGCUCUGUGCCUGGAAGUCCAGUGGUAUGCACCGUCGACGCAGCGGGGCAGGCGCGCGCGAAAGGCGAGGGCUUGCUAAGCGGUCACGUGGGCAAACCGGCGCAUUUCAUCGUUACCGGGACGAGGAGUCCUCCGGCAGUUCAGGUGGAUGGGCCGGACAGCGUUUCCAAAGCUACUAUCGAAGCUGGCGCUAAUCCGGGUACGUGGAACGUGUCGUAUGUGCCUACCGAAGUGGGUGUCUUCGAUGUGAGAGUCGUCUCGGCUGGACAACAACUGCCGGGAUCGCCGUGGCAUCCCAAGAUCAUAGAUACGCGGAAUCUGCGUGUUAUCGGUGGAUGGUCUGCUGUGUGCGACGAUAUCGGUCGCUUGAAGCUACACCCCACCAACAAGAUCAGCUUCGACACCGCGGAGGCCGGACCCGGCGAGAUCAGCGGCACCAUCGGCGAUCAUUCGCUGAGCUUCGAAAUGACGUCUAACAACCGGCUGAAGCUUGUUCCGCCUCAAAUCAGCGGGGGCGAGCAUCGACUGGAAAUACUCUUCAACGGGACACCGUUUCCCGGUGCGCCAAAACUCGCAGUCGUGCAGGAUUUGGAGCCACCAGUGCAGGACACAAGCAGAGUGCUGCUGAAAGGGCGGGGGCUCACGUCGGCCAAAUGUGGCGAAGAAGUCAGUUUUACCAUAGACGGCUCUCAAGCCGGCAACGGAACCCCAAAGGUUCAACUGUUCUCACCUACGAGCGAGCUCAACGUCAUGUUACAACAUCUAGGCGACAGUGUUUAUCGCGCUAGUUACAUACCGUUAACGCCGGACCCACUACUAAUGACUGUCUCGUGGAACGGAAGGCAGCUGAAGGGUUGUCCCCUGCAGAUUAACGUUACGAGCGCGGCCGACGCGUCCAGAGUCAUCUGUUCUGGGGACGGACUGAAGCAUGGCGUUGUCGGCCAAGAGAUUCGGAGCUUCAUCGACACGAGAAGAGCUGGACCAGGCGAGUUAACAGCGCAUUGCGUCGGACCGCACAAAGUAGCGUACUGCGAGUUGUACGAUCAUGGCGAUGCCACGUUCACAUUGAAUGUAAAGCCUCAGGAAGCAGGUCGGCAUGCGUUGACGAUCAAAUACGCCGGCGAGCAUGUUCCCGGAUCGCCAUUCACGCUGCGGGUUUCUGGCGCUCCGGACGCUUCGAAGGUACGUGUUUACGGGCCUGGAAUCGAGCACGGUGUAUUGGCGACCUUCCAGUCGCGAUUCAUCUGCGACACCCGAGGCGCCGGCGCUGGCCAACUUACGGUGAGGGUGCGAGGACCUAAGGGAGCGUUCAGAGUGGAGAUGCAGAGAGAAACGCAAAAGGAUCGGAUCAUCCUCUGCCGAUACGACCCGACGGAACCCGGCGAUUACAGAGUGGAGGUUCGCUGGGCCGGCGUGCUUGUGCCGGGCUCACCGUUCCCGGUGAAGAUCGUCGACACGCAGGAUGAAUUAUUAAUGCUCGCGCAGAGUGGAGACAAUUAUUCGACAGGCCAUCAUACUAUCACAUCGUGGCGUGGAUCGCAAGCUAUACUGUAGAGACGCCGCGUCUAACAUUGUUAUUUUGUAUGGACUAAUAUAUUUGGUAAUAUAUAUAUAAUAAUUAUUGUAACUUAUGCAAACACAUUUCCAAUAAACACAACUUUCAGCAGUUA
Messenger RNA from Harpegnathos saltator (Jerdon's jumping ant), 9320 nucleotides. It is a transcript of the gene jbug, whose product is annotated as filamin-type immunoglobulin domains fbug. The record is from RefSeq and is a predicted model, not a curated record. The coding region runs from base 271 to 9204 and encodes 2977 amino acids. Gene Ontology annotation, biological process: actin cytoskeleton organization. Gene Ontology annotation, molecular function: actin filament binding. NCBI's taxonomy places the organism in Eukaryota, Metazoa, Arthropoda, Insecta, Hymenoptera, Formicidae. The transcript has 40 exons.